Electrophorus electricus (electric eel) is the source of this 1135-nucleotide messenger RNA. Its product is annotated as regulator of G-protein signaling 5. The record is from RefSeq and is a predicted model, not a curated record. Lineage: Eukaryota; Metazoa; Chordata; Actinopteri; Gymnotiformes; Gymnotidae.
ACGGUGUUAAGCGGAUCUUUGGCGUCAAAUCACGAAUUUUACGGAGUGCCGUAUCGCUCUUUAAUCGAAAACCCCACCAAUGCGUCCCAGUAACAGAUAAACUGAGCGCUAUAAGAGGAGGUCUCACAGUCAGAUGUGGAGACAGACAGAGAGAGACAUACAUACGCAGUCUGCUGGAGAGUUCUUCUUGACCGCCCUUCUUAUAGUGCCUGAUGUGUAAGGGGCUCUCUGCAAUACCCUCAUCAUGCCUGGAAAAGGCAAAAGGAAUGCGAGUGAAGUUAACUCACCUGGCAGAGAAACCUCACAAACACAGGUCCCAGGAAGAGAAGCCCCCUCAGGAUCUGGAGUCCCUGCUCAGCAGCAAGACAGGGCUGCAGGCGUUCCGCUGGUUUCUGCGCUCUGAGUUCAGCGAGGAGAACCUGGCCUUCUGGCUGGCCUGCCAGGACUACAGGAACACACCUGAGCCAAAACGGGCCACCAAGGCCCUCAACAUCUACAGCCGGUUCAUCAACUCCGAUGCCCCUCAGGAGGUGUGGCGAUGCUCACAGGUGAAUCUGGACGGUCAGACCCGGGAGGCAUUACUGGGGUCGCAGGAUGAAGCCGCUGCAGACGUGUUCGACAGCGCUCAGCAACGCAUCUUCACUCUGAUGGCCAAAGACUCCUUCCCCCGCUUCCUCCGCUCGUCCCACUGCCGGGACUUGCUCAGGGCUCUGUGAACCACAGCACCCCUGCUGGCCUGGAGGAAACACGGCACUUUCUCUGGAUUUGUGUAAGAUCAUAUCUGCAUACUUGAGAAGCAUUCAGUUAAAAAUAAAGCAAUUGUCAGUAAUACAUUUUGGCAUCGAUAUUACAAAGUUAUUCUUUAAGAAUUCAGUGCAUCAAUAUUGAAUGCAGCAAAAUAUUGACAGUUUUCUCAGCAAUAAUUCUUAGUAAUAUUAAAAACUUGUUUUUCCUAAUGUAUUGAGUGAUCCUGUACAUUGAGUGAUGGGUUAUCUUAACUGGUGGUGAGCUAAGUUAAAUCCUGGAAAGGUGAAAGAUGUAUCAGAAACAAUAACAAAAUGAGAGUUUUUUUGUUAUAGUUUUUGAUGCAGAGGCUGUGUGUAUUACAUCUGAUCUGUGGCUAUAAUACAUUUCC